Hibiscus syriacus is the source of this 1497-nucleotide messenger RNA. Its product is annotated as exocyst complex component SEC3A-like. The coding region runs from base 125 to 1492 and encodes 455 amino acids. Lineage: Eukaryota; Viridiplantae; Streptophyta; Magnoliopsida; Malvales; Malvaceae. Gene Ontology annotation, cellular component: exocyst; plasma membrane. Gene Ontology annotation, biological process: Golgi to plasma membrane transport; exocytosis. The record is from RefSeq and is a predicted model, not a curated record. Gene Ontology annotation, molecular function: phosphatidylinositol-4,5-bisphosphate binding. The transcript is spliced from 13 exons.
CAGACUGUCUGACAGGGGAAGAAUUUGAUGAGGGUAGCAUACAGCAAUAUGUUGAAGCAUGUGAGUGGUUAACUGGUGCUUUACAAGGCCUUAAGUACCUAACCUGGAUUCUACUUUUGCAAAAAUGCGAGCUGUUAGAGAGAAGCGGGCAGAACUUGGAUUAAUAAGAGCUACAUUUGUCUGUAAAGUUUCUGAGAUCUUGAGAAACUACUUUUCCACUAUGGUGGAUUUUAUGAUUAAUGACAAGAACUAUUUCUCUCAGCGGGGACAGUUGAAGAGGCCUGAUCAUGCUGAAUUGCGGUAUAAAUGCAGGACGUAUGCCCGUCUUCUGCAACAUUUAAAGAAUCUUGAUAGUAAUUGCAUGGGUCCUUUGAGGAAAUCUUAUUGUGCCUCCCUUAACUUACUUCUGCACCGAGAGGCUCGGGAAUUCGCCAAUGAGCUUCGUGCUAGUACAAAAAUAUCAAAACCUCCAACUAACUGGCUGGAAGCUUCCACAGGUGGCAGUCAAAGUGGGAAUAGUGUAGACACUUCUGCAGUUUCUGAUGCUUAUGCCAAAAUGCUGAGGAUUUUUGUUCCACUACUUGUAGACGAGAGUUCUUUCUUUGCACAUUUCAUGUGCUUUGAUAUUCCUGGGCUUCUUCCCCAAGGAGACGAUGCGGAUGGUAAUGAGAGUGGAUCAGAAGAUGAUGAUGAUGAUGCCGAUGAUGAUGAUCAGGGAACUAAGGGCAUUGAUGAUAAUGAUGGCAAAGGUGGUAAAACUUCUCCAGAAUUGCAAGCAUUAAAUGAAUCACUACAGGAUUUGCUUGAUGGAAUUCAAGAAGACUUUUAUGUUCUAGUUGAUUGGGCUUACAAGAUUGACCCUUUACGUUGCGUAUCCUUGCAUGGGAUAACAGAGCGCUAUCUAUCUGGCCAGAAAUCUGAUGCAGCAGGAUUUGUACGUCUCCUUCUUGGUGACCUGGAAUCAAAAAUUUCAAUGCAGUUCAACCGGUUUGUUGACGAGGCUUGUCAUCAAAUUGAAAGAAGUGAGCGUAAUACUCGACAGAUGGGGGUCUUACCAUACAUCCCUCGCUUUGCAACUCUAGCCACCCGCAUGGAACAGUACAUCCAGGGACAAUCUAGGGACUUGGUUGAUCUCGCAUACACCAAAUUUGUUAGCAUUAUGUUUGUGACUCUUGAAAAACUUGCCCAAACUGAACCAAAAUAUGCUGAAGUAUUUCUUCUAGAAAACUAUGCCGCAUUUCAGAACAGCUUAUAUGACCUGGCCAAUGUUGUACAGACUUUGGCCAAAUUUUAUCACCAAGCAAGUGAAGCAUAUGAACAAGCAUGCCAACGUCAUCUCAGCAUGAUAAUAUACUUUCAAUUUGAACGACUUUUCAUGUUUGCUAAAAAGAUUGAGGAUUUAAUGUUUACUAUUCCACCAGAAGAGGUUAACAUCAUGCUAAUGAUAGUAUUUUGCGAGUUCUUAAUUUAUGCAUCAAGUUUCAUCAGAUAGUUUUU